Cyclopterus lumpus (lumpfish) is the source of this 2002-nucleotide messenger RNA. It is a transcript of the gene mob3c, whose product is annotated as MOB kinase activator 3C. Lineage: Eukaryota; Metazoa; Chordata; Actinopteri; Perciformes; Cyclopteridae. Gene Ontology annotation, molecular function: protein kinase activator activity. The record is from RefSeq and is a predicted model, not a curated record. The transcript has 4 exons. Gene Ontology annotation, cellular component: cytoplasm; nucleus. Gene Ontology annotation, biological process: positive regulation of protein phosphorylation; signal transduction. The coding region runs from base 749 to 1399 and encodes 216 amino acids.
GAAAUGUUUGUGGGAUCAUUCGGCUCCUUCUGUCCUAAAUGUGGCUUAAGAGGAGGGGUUGCUUUCUCAGGACCUUUUACCAGAGGGCUGGACUUCGGUGGGACAAGUGGGCUGACUGCUCUGCUACAGGAUGAGAAGAAAGGGAAGAAAUGGAAAACAGGGGGGGCUGAGUGGGGGUUUAGAAAGGCCUUUUCCAGCCCUUCUACUCUUUCAAUUUAUAGGUCUUAGACACACACACACACACACACACACACACACACACGCACACACAGUCGGCAGAGUCAGGAUGUGACAUCAUCCACAGGAAGAGAAGCCAAACAACUUUUCUCUCUCUUUGCUGUCUGUGCUGCUGAGUGAAGUGAAGUUGGAGCCUCUCGGUCUGUUCGUGGCCGGCAGGGAGGCAGCGGAUCCAGAGGAGCUAGAGGGGGCCGAGCAGCUGGAUCUGUCCUCCACGGGCGAGUUUAAAAGUCGAGGGCUCCGACGCCUGAAUCCUCCCUGAACUUUUCCUCACAACUUCCCACCGCAUUCCUCCACGGCAGGACUGCAGACAGAAACGCCCCUCGCCAUCUGGAAACAAGAGAUUACUGCAAUCUCGACACGACGAGACGGCGACCCCCUUUGACCCGUUUUUUUCCGAGCUGAAACCCAGCUGGUGCCGUCUCUGAGGAAGGUCACGCCUCAAGUCAAAAACUAAUUAUUAUUCUGGAGAGCUUAUUCUCCCCCUAUCACAGGGGCAUCGGCUGAGUCGAUGGCGUUGUGUCUCGGACAAGUCUUCAGCAAAGACAAAACAUUCAGGCCGAGGAAGCGGUUCGAACCGGGCACCCAGCGCUUUGAACUCUACAAGAAGGCCCAGGCCUCGCUCAAGUCUGGCUUGGACCUGAGGAAAGUGGUUCAGCUGCCGGAGGGGGAGUACAUCAAGGACUGGAUCGCUGUUCACGUGGUCGAUUUUUUCAACAGGAUCAACUUGAUCUAUGGCACGGUGAGCGAGUACUGCUCCGAGCGCACGUGUCCCAUCAUGUCCGGGGGGCUGAGGUACGAGUACAGGUGGCAGGACGGCGACGACUACAAGAAACCCACCAAGUUGCCCGCUCUCAAGUACAUGAACCUGCUGAUGGACUGGAUCGAGUCGCUCAUCAACAACGAGGACAUCUUCCCCACCAGAGUAGGUGUACCUUUCCCCAAGAACUUCCAGCAGGUGUGCAAGAAGAUCCUGAGCCGCCUCUUCAGGGUGUUUGUGCACGUUUACAUCCAUCACUUUGACAGCAUCUGCAGCAUGGGUGCGGAGGCCCACAUCAACACCUGCUACAAGCACUACUACUACUUCAUCUCGGAGUUCAACCUCAUUGAUCACUCGGAACUGGAGCCCCUGAAAGAGAUGACAGAGAAGAUAUGCAAUUAAACAAAACCACAUGGACAAAAGGAGUUUACAUUUUGACGUUAUCUGAGCCCCGUGAGAAAUCAUCGCCUUCAAAACAUUUCUACAUCAGAUUGUAUGAGUGGUUCUCUAAGCAUCACUGGGAAGGUCCACUAACUUACCACAUUUCUUUAGAUGGUGGCAGUGCCUUCACAGAGGUUUUUACUUACAGUGAAGUGGUGCUUGGUGCCAUGAUUAUAGGACUUUUGUUGGAUUAUAAUACAUCCUACAUAGUACUUUUUAUUUCCUCCUGUGCAUGUAUGUUUGACCUUUUUUAUAUACAUUGUUAAGUCGUUUUUUUGUUGAAUGUUUGUAUUGUUGUAAAUGUUUUUUUGUGUGUUUUUGUUUUUUACAGUUUAAACAUAAAAAUGCAGUCUAAAAAUGCGUUUGCGAAUGUGUAUUUUACACUGCAACACAAAUAAUAUGCUCACAAACAUUAGUAAUGUUUACAUUAUCAAAGUCAACACUUUAUCACGGAAUGGAAAAGACAACAAGACCUUUUUUAAUAAUAUAUUUGCUUUAAAGGGUUGGUCUGCUACUGGCCUUGAGUUCCAGGCCAAAGCCAACACAGAUGAAGAUGUCCCCACA